GUGCGCACCACUCUAACCAUGGAGCUCCGUACUGUAGCCAUGUUGCUUUUCCUCUUGUGUGCCAUCAUCAUCACCAAGACUGAGGCAGGUCGCAUCCCAAACUGCUGUUUAAAGACUUCUAACAAGGUUAAAUUGGAGACAAUAAAGAUCUCGAAGAAAUAUUACAUUCAAUCAGAUGCUGGACCAUGUGAAAUUAAAGCCCUAGUCUUGGAAGUGAAAAAUAGAAAAUACUGCCUUCAUCCUCAGACAGAAAGCAAGGUGAAGAAGUUGAUGAAGAAGAAGUUAAGGCAUGCCAACAAACAGAAAAAGCAGUGAUGAUGUUUUUCCACUGCAGGGAAAUGCUUACAGAUAAUAAAAAAGGUAUACAAUAAUACAACAAUAAAAUACUGCACAAUGUUUUAAAAUCUGCAUUGCUAAUAUGAUUUAACAUUUGAUUUUCUGAACAUUGUCCUUUUUUUGCUUCAGUGCAUAUUAGUGAGAUGCUACAUUCCUCUGGCUAACAGUCAUUAUAGUAGCAGUAAAAGAGACAAGUAAAAAGUAAAAGUCAGACAAAACGUAAAUGGAAUGUGUGUAGGAUUUCGUGUGAAAUGUUCUUCUCACUGCUAAAGGCAAUUGUAUUAUAGUCAGAUAUUGUAGAUGGGCUUGUGGGCUGAAAGCAAAUAAAGACAUAAAAUAUUAUUAA
Messenger RNA from Clarias gariepinus (North African catfish), 682 nucleotides. It is a transcript of the gene ccl27a, whose product is annotated as chemokine (C-C motif) ligand 27a. Gene Ontology annotation, molecular function: chemokine activity. The coding region runs from base 19 to 315 and encodes 98 amino acids. Lineage: Eukaryota; Metazoa; Chordata; Actinopteri; Siluriformes; Clariidae. The record is from RefSeq and is a predicted model, not a curated record. Gene Ontology annotation, cellular component: extracellular region. The transcript is spliced from 3 exons. Gene Ontology annotation, biological process: immune response.